Molecule: messenger RNA, 3092 nt
Organism: Oncorhynchus kisutch (coho salmon)
Lineage: Eukaryota; Metazoa; Chordata; Actinopteri; Salmoniformes; Salmonidae
Product: cyclic AMP-dependent transcription factor ATF-6 alpha
Exons: 16
Coding region: 193-2097 (634 amino acids)
Biological process (GO): regulation of transcription by RNA polymerase II; endoplasmic reticulum unfolded protein response
Cellular component (GO): nucleus
Molecular function (GO): DNA-binding transcription factor activity, RNA polymerase II-specific; RNA polymerase II cis-regulatory region sequence-specific DNA binding
Source: RefSeq, a predicted model, not a curated record
UAGUUCAAAUAACCUUUAUCACUAGCAGUCGAGACCGGCUGGGAACUUGUAAAUGUCCCAUCGCGGGUUCCGUACUAAUAGCAGGAGGUGUAUUUAUUUAUUUAUUUAUGGUAUUUAUAGUGGAGAGUUGACGGCAAACUAGGAAAUGUGAACACUUUGUUGUGACUCUUUUGACAAUUUCUAACAUUAGAAAUGGCAGAGUUACGUUUGGAUUUAGACAGUCAUCUACAAUAUGGGCUAUUUGACAGCGAUUUAGCCGAUAUUUGCAUUGAUCAUGAUGGCGAAUGGGACAUCAACCUGUUUAAAGAACUUGAAAACCUAAGCGAUGCAGAAGAACUGCUUCAAGAAUUUGAGUUCACACCACCUAAUGAAACAACACUGCAACAAGAGGUGAAUGACAUUAAUCUGUUACAAUGGAGAACCUUCGCCAGUGGAGAUACUGACGGUUGCUGCACAGAUGUAGGAGUGCCUGGGUCCUCCCUAUCAUCUGGAUCUGCAGUUAGUGAUACCUCCUCACUGUCACCACUAUCCCUGAAACAGGAAGAUGAUGUGUCUAUGCAGCCUUUACCGACUAUGUUGUCUCCUGAAAAGAAAAUACACAAGCGAGUCAGCCCACCUCCCAGAGCCAAGCGACCCGCCCACCCAAACCAGAGGGUGUCCGUUCAGCCCAAACUUCCCCCCUCUGUCCUCCUCACCCAACCCUUGGCCCCUCUUCUCAAAACCAGGACCAUUGUCAUCCAGCCCGUUGGCCUGCAGACUGUGGUCUCAGUGAUCAAGGAUCCACCGCACGUGACUGUGCAUGCUACUGUACCCUCUACUGCAGUUCCCACGAUGCAUCUCCAGCCGAGACUGUUGAUUGGACCCCAGAUCGCUUCCCCAGCCCCUCCCCUUCUCGCUGUCACCAACCAGGUGUUCACCAUGCCAAUUGUACCCCAUCAUGUUACCAUGGAGACCACUGCUGUUUCUGGCCCCACCCAUCCCAUGGCAAUGACCUAUCACAACACAGCUGUGGACACUGAGGUGUGUGUGGAGCGGCGGCAGCAAAGGAUGGUGAAGAACCGUGAGUCGGCCACGCUGUCUAGGCUGAGGAGGAAGGAGGCGCUGCAAGCCCUGGAGGCUCGUCUCAGGGGGGCGCUGUGUGAGAACCAGAGGCUGCUCGUGGAAAACGGAUCCCUCAGAACCCAGCUGGACGGACUGCUCACUGAGAACACUGUGCUGAAGGUGACUGCUCCAAAGAGACGGGCUGUGUGUCUCAUGGUCAUCCUGGUGUUCUUCGUGCUCAACACUGGUCCCCUGAAUGUGUGGGAGUCAGAGCCCAGCAGCUCCAGUCUGUCCACGGGGAUGCCACAAAGCAGCCGACAUCUGCUCAGCUUCUCCCCCGACCAACAACAGAGGAGAGGGGAGGAAACACCAGCCCCCCAGUCCCCAUUGGAGCCGAUGGACGCCCAGUACCCACAAUCCCACCAAUCCCAGGACAGGUGGGAGGACUAUGCUCCAGAGGAGAUGGCUUCCCACUCUCCUGUCUCCAGGACCAAGUCCCUCCGUCUGGCUCAGAACCUGAGAGGCUGGGUUCAUCGACACGAAGAGGAGAGGACCAAGUCCACACGUUCUACCACCGAUCAAUCCAGACAUACAACAACUGAACAGCACACAACCAAAACUGUCCUGAAGUCACCUGAGAGGCCUCAGACUACCCAGUCCAGUAACCAGGUGGUAACAGUCAGCUACUCUGAACCAGGAAGUGAGGUUCUGGUGUACUACUCACACCAUCAAAGCUACAGCGACUUCUUCGAUGAGUUAAAUCGACGAGGCGAUACUUUCUAUAUGGUGUCCUUUCGCCGGGAUCACCUUCUGCUCCCUGCGACCAACCACAGCAAAGGGAGAAGGCCAAAGAUGUCCUUGCUGUUACCAGCUAUUAAUGUGAAUGACUCUGUCAUCAAGGACGACAAAUUUGAGGUGAUGAUGCAGAUUGACUGUGAGGUCAUGGACACCAAGAUCCUCCACAUCAAAACCUCCAGCAUCCCAGAGUUCCUACGUGCCAACACCACUGACUUCCAGGCUGCAGCAUCGGUUGGUGUUCUAUCAGACUCUGCCUGAACUUCACUUCAACCAGAAUAGCUGCCAAUCUGAAAGCCUAUAAUUUAGCCAACAUUUGAUAUAUUGAUAAACUGUGACAAUAAAUGUAGCUCUGUUGUAUCCUCUCUGGAAAUGUUCUGCAUCAAUUUCGCACAUCCUCUGUCUUCCACAUUUCACAAGUCCUUGUACCUCCGAUGUUACAAAUCUAUCAAGACUUAUAAAGAAGUUGUCCAGCAACUGUUUGCCUCCAUAUUGCUUGGUUUAGAGCAUCUGGUUUAUGUUCAAUUGACAGGCUGCCAAUGCAGGCAUCUAGGUCAUUUGUUAGAAUAAAUAUGGGACUUAAUGUUAAACCCUGUGUAACCCCUUCAAAAAAUUCCUUCACUGUCUUGACCCUACAGCUAUUGAGCUCUUUUAAUUGAGCCAUAAUUUUACCAAAUGUAACCUAAUACCUUUAUACAAAACAAUAAUUGAUUCUGGACCCUAUUGAUGGAACCAAGCCACGUUAACAAGAUCCUUUUCACAUAUAUUAAAGUUGUUAAUAGGCAUAUCUGGUGGAGUUAUGAUUCUUACUUUUUAUGAAGCCAUGUUGAGUGAACAAAAUGACUUACUAAAAUCCUAAACAAUGUAAGCAAUACAUUUACAUUUUUGUCAUUUAGUAGAUGUUCUUAUCCAGAUCAACGUACAGUUUGUGCAUUCAUCUUAAGAUAGCUAGGUGGGACAACCACAUAUCAGAGACAUAGUAAGUAUGCUUUCCUCAAAGUAGUUAUCAGGAAAGUCAGCUAGAAAGGGGUAGGGGGUCAAGUGCAAAUGCGGUUCAGUUGAAUGAUUAUUAUUUUUGUGCAGUAGCAGUAUCACACAAACAUGAUGUAAGGUAUGAUGUGGCCAUUAUUUUCAGAAAAGUGUACAUUUUGGGUGUAAAAAUGAAUUUGUUUUGUUUGAGUUGCUUAAUGGUUUGUCAUGGUUUUCAGAGUUUUUCAGAAAUAAAACCAUGGACAGUAACAUGUUCUAAUACUGAU